Messenger RNA from Opisthorchis viverrini, 1275 nucleotides. RefSeq lists its product as hypothetical. The transcript is spliced from 6 exons. The annotation marks the transcript as partial. NCBI's taxonomy places the organism in Eukaryota, Metazoa, Platyhelminthes, Trematoda, Opisthorchiida, Opisthorchiidae. Gene Ontology annotation, biological process: poly(A)-dependent snoRNA 3'-end processing; U4 snRNA 3'-end processing; nuclear mRNA surveillance. The record is from RefSeq and is a predicted model, not a curated record. Gene Ontology annotation, cellular component: cytoplasmic exosome (RNase complex); nuclear exosome (RNase complex); nucleolus.
GCAGGAAUCCUCGCGGGUCCUACUAACCGCACAUCUUUAGAAGCUGCUACGGCCGAGAAGCCUGGCCCGCUCGAGGUUGGCCCAGAAUUCGGGACGCUUGCCGGUCCGGCAUCAAGGCGAGAUCUGAUUGGUCAACAAUCUGGACCCAACAGCCAAUCAUGGCCCAGUAUUGGCCAAAUGCCGGUUGCCCAUGGCGCAUCAAGAACGCGUCAGAAAUUCCGGAAAGUUAUAACGCCAGCGGCUCGAGGCAUAUUGCACUUUCCUGCAGACACCCUGCGAAUGGAGGAACAGUUCAACCGGCAACAUGGAGCAACUGCGCGCGCAUUCAGCGAAGGCCAAAAUGUGUUGGUUCGUGACUACAGCGGCAGACGCCCUACAUGGAGCCCAGAACUCAUCCCCCGUCGGCGCUGCAAAGUGCUCUACGAGAUUCAGGUUUGUCCAGCCAAAAUGGAGGAACAGUUCAACCGGCAACAUGGAGCAACUGCACGCGCAUUCAGCGAAGGCCAAAAUGUGUUGGUUCGUGACUACAGCGGCAGACGCCCUACAUGGAGCCCAGAACUCAUCCCCCGUCGGCGCUGCAAAGUGCUCUACGAGAUUCAGGUUUGUCCAGCCAAGAUCAUGUCAUCGGAUAGACCGGUGGAUUUGUACGUGGAGCUGAAUUCUGACUGCAAUGCAAUAGGAUCAACGGUUUGGGACUAUUCAGGGCAUCAAGUUACCUUUUCUGUUUAUGGCCCGGAUGAGGUGAAGUCACAAGAUGAGCUUACGCAUCGUGCCCGUGUGGAUAUUUUGGUUCUUCCUUCCGUCGGACAACACACGCUAAAAGAGACGGAACUGGAGGCCUUCUUAACUCCAAUCGUCGAACGUCUUGUGGACGUCAAAGCAUUCCCACGGUCCAAAAUAUCUGGUCGUCUUUGCAUCUUAUCCGGUGACGCUUCACAUCCUCAAACAGUCGCCGCCGCUUUGAAUGCGAUCUCGCUGUCGCUGUUACAAUCAGGGCUCCCACUCCGUGCCACCAUCUCCGCCGUUUGCCUGGAAGUGGAAUCCAAACCACUGGACCAUUUUCCGGCUGUGUUCGCCAUUUUCACCGGAUCUUCCGCUCCAACGUCACACGCCACUGGCGAACCAGGCUUCACAUUCCUCAAUCUUCUGAACAUACUCGCUCUUCCUGUCGGUGGGGCAUCCGAACUUGCUGCCCACCCCCUGUACAGUCGAGCCCUUGAUUUGGCUAACGUGAUGGUUACGCAACUUGGCUCUGUUCAUCAUAUUCGAAAUUGA